UAUUAUAAGUUAAUUAUACUAGAAAAGAAGGUAAUUUCUCAGAAUAUAUUUGAGCUAGAUUCCAGAGGAUUUAUACCGCAGCUAGCUAGUAUUAAAGAUAUAGCCAAUUUUAUUCUGAAAUUAAGAAAGGCAGGACAUAUUAGUAAACUCUAG
This is a messenger RNA of Hyaloscypha bicolor E, 153 nucleotides long. RefSeq lists its product as uncharacterized. The record is from RefSeq and is a predicted model, not a curated record. The annotation marks the transcript as partial. The transcript has a single exon. NCBI's taxonomy places the organism in Eukaryota, Fungi, Ascomycota, Leotiomycetes, Helotiales, Hyaloscyphaceae.